UAUUGGGCAACGGGGAUAUGAAAUUAUUACAGCACAGCCACUUGUGAAGGAAACAUCUCAUCAUGAGAACAGCAGUCGUUGUUUUGUGUGUUGUAGCUGGCGUUGCAGCAGUACAGGUUGGAUACUUACCAGCUGCGACCAGCUAUGUGUACCGAAGUGACAGCAAUGGCCCGGCUCAUGUCAUAGAAGUAGGCUCACACGGAUACCAACAACCUCAAGCCUUCGCCCCCUUACCUGUAAAGGCAUACGACAUCGCACCGCUCCCACUGCCGUAUGUGGCCGCGAAACCAAUAGUAAUUGAAGAUGCUGAAGAAGAUGAUUCAACUUUAGAGGAUUCUGAUGAAGGGGAUGAGGGGUACCUCGGUCACGACGACGGUCAUGAGAGUGGAACUGGUAAUAAUUACAACGUCGAACAUCAUUCAGCUCACGGUGAAAAAGGAAGCAAAGGUCAUCACUCCAAAGGACACCACGAGAAGGGAAUAGCUGGACAUUACGGUAAACAACACAAGGAAGGAUCCUUCCAUGAAUCUGAAGGUGGUCAUAAAGCUCAUCAUGAUGAAGCCGACGCACAUGGAAAACAUCACCAGGCUGGCGAAAGCUACAAGGGCGGGGACCAUGGACACAAGAAGCACUUCAGUAAAGGCGAAGAAAUCACGGGAUACCAUAAAGUAUUCAACAAGGACGAGUUCAAGAAAGACCAUGACUUCUAUGACGUAGCUGAUGACAGUGGAAGCUUCAAGAAACAUGGUUACAACUCAGCCCAUCAUGGUUCAGAAGGCGGUGCUCAUAAGGAAGGCGGACACGGGGAUUCAGGCUACAACAAAGGAGGUUUCGGAAAAGCUGGCUUCAAAUCCAAGGGCUAUGUUGAUGAAUCUGAUGCUAGCCAUUCGAAGGAGGACGGCGAGGAGAGUCAUUACAAACAUGGCGAAGGUUACGGUAAAAAAGGAGGCAGCCAUUAUGAAAAGGAAUACGAAUUCAACGACGACAGUGACAAAGAUGGCGAUCACGACGAAUGAAUAAAAUUAAUUAAUUAAAUGUAAUUUAUUCAACUAAUUAAUAAUUUUGUUAUGUUUGAUACACGGUGAUGAUGUAAAUAUUUUUGUAGAGUCAAUUUAAAUAAAUAUCUU
Molecule: messenger RNA, 1127 nt
Organism: Danaus plexippus (monarch butterfly)
Lineage: Eukaryota; Metazoa; Arthropoda; Insecta; Lepidoptera; Nymphalidae
Product: filaggrin-2-like
Exons: 1
Coding region: 63-1016 (317 amino acids)
Source: RefSeq, a predicted model, not a curated record